Molecule: messenger RNA, 470 nt
Organism: Camelina sativa (false flax)
Lineage: Eukaryota; Viridiplantae; Streptophyta; Magnoliopsida; Brassicales; Brassicaceae
Source: RefSeq, a predicted model, not a curated record
UCUCAUUUUUCUCUUAGAACAUCAAAGCGAAGCCAAAAAAGCAAAUAAUGAAGACUUCCAUGAGCAUCGUCAUCAUUUUCUUUGUAACUUUCCUCUCGAUUAUAACAAUCUCAUUAGCCAAGCAGAGCCCUCUAGAAGAUUGCAUAAGAAGAAAUAUAGCACGAUCGCUCCCUCCUUCCCCUAUGAAUAAGCCCAAAACUCCUCCUUCCGACGCUAUGGAAGACAAUAUCUGUAGAGAUGAAGGACGCAUCAUUGUGUACUACGUGAAAGUGAAUGGAAAGUUCCCACAAUACUACGUCAAGGCAUUGUGCAAUGUAUUCGGAGACGACGAUGGGAAGGUGAAGCAAUACGUUCUUGAGAAAUGGUUAAACCAUUCAAAGAAGCUCAUCGAUAGCUUAUCUUGUGCUUCUCUAUAAAUAAUAAAAUGUUCUCUUUUAUUUUCUAAUGAUUUUGUUGGAUUGGAUUAAUUA